UGUGCAACUAUUAUGACUUUUAGUCAAGAACAACACCCAAGACCAUUAAUGACCCGCAUAAGGCAAACCGAGAUGUCAGAGUAUUGCCAUCAACACUGGCUUACGAAGCUUUGUUUUAUUGUUAUUAUGUUUUUGUGCAUACAAUCUGCAGAUGGCGACUCAGAUUGGAUGCAAAACUGCGGCGUUUGCCAUUGUAAUUGGAAUUCGGGUAAGAAGACAGCAGAUUGCAAAAAUUUAACAAUAACUGCAAUACCUGAUGACCUGAGUAGUGAGCUACAAGUUAUUGACUUCUCGCAUAACAUAAUACCCGAACUGCGCAGAGAAGAGUUUAUUGAAGCAAAUAUACAAAACUUACAUAAAAUUUUUCUCAAGAAUUGCACCAUACAGGCAGUAAAUCGCGAUGCCUUAAAAGGCUUACCUAUACUCAUCGAAUUGGAUUUAUCGCAUAAUUUCAUUAAAGUACUGCAUGUGGGCACUUUCAAAGGAUUGGCUAAGUUGCGUAAUUUAGUUAUGAAUAAUAAUCAAAUCGAGAUUUUGGAGAAUUAUCUAUUUGCCGAUUUGCCAUUUCUAUCGCGUGUAGAAUUUAAAGAUAAUCGUCUCAAACGUGUAGAGAUACACGCUUUCACUCAGUUGCCAGUUUUAAAAUCUGUUUACUUAGAAUCAAAUCAUCUGACAGUACUGAGUAAGGAGACGUUUUUAUAUAUGCCAAAAUUGAUACAUCUCUCCUUGGCUGCGAAUCGUUGGAACUGUACAUGCGAGCUUCAAGAGUUUCGCGAUUUUGCCAUAGCUAAUCGCCUGUACACUCCGCCUACCGACUGCAACGAGCCGCCACAAUUAAGCGCUAAAUUGUGGAAUGAAGUGCCCUCGGAGAAUUUCGCCUGCAAACCACGCAUUUUGGGCUCCGUUCGUUCUUUUGUCGAAGCUCAAUCGGAUAACAUUACACUGCCGUGUCGCAUAGAGGGCUCGCCGCGACCAAAUGUUACUUGGCUGUACAAUAAACGCGCCAUCAAUCCCAAUGAUCCGCGCUUUCGUAUUUUGAACUCAGCUGAACAACAUCGUACAGAGAAUGCCAACACUUUCAAUUCAGAACUGCGCAUUUUUGGAGUACGCUCUUCCGAUAAAGGUUCUUAUACAUGCAUAGCAGAUAACCGUGGUGGUCGAGCAGAAGCUGAAUUUCAACUACUCGUCAACGGCGAUUAUUAUAGCGCUUUAGAUGGCACUGGCGGCAUGAGUGGUGUCGGUGGAAUAGGAACAGUGCAAACUGAUUCCCAAUCAAACAUUUUGCUCGUCAUUUGUCUGAUUGUAAUCACAUUAUUGUUAUUAUUAAUUGUUGUGGUGCUUGUCAUCUGUUGGUAUUGCCGUCGAAUUAAAACUUAUCAAAAGGAUUCGACCAUGCUAAGUGAAAAUGGUUUAAUUUCUUCCAAGUUAGACAAAACUCACAAUAGUUCUAUGCUAGAAGGCUCCGUUAUUAUGGAAAUGCAAAAAAGUCUGCUGACAGAAGUUAAUCCCGUAGAAAAGCCACCUCGACGAACCGAAUUAGAGACUAUAGAUAGCGGUGGCGGCAGCAGUGACGAUGGCCAUGAGAUAAAAAAAACUUUACUGGAUGAAACACAAUUUGGAAAUCAUCAAUCACGUGAUGACGAAACUCAUUCAGUGUCUCACUCGGACGUUACUGCUACACCACGUUCCCGUCACACCUAUAUUGACGAUACGUAUGCUACUAGUUUGCCACCCGAUUUGUUAGCUUUUCCAGCUCGUGUACCACCCACAUCACCCUCAAUGCAAUCUUCGCAAUCCAAUAUACCUGAACAAAUUAUCUAUGGUAUACGUUCGCCACCAUUAACAAGCCCAGUAUAUGCUCAUAUGACACCACACGGUAUUUAUGGUACAACAGCUAUGACUGCCGCUACACCAAACGGUUUCAUGACGUUGCAACACCCGAAAACACGUAAUUUAGCAUUGAUUGCUGCCGCAAAUAGUCGUCAACAGCAGUCACCUUUUGUGCCAGCACCGGUCGUCUAUUCACCGUCUGCCACAACGGCGGUUGUAAUGAAACAAGGUUAUAUGACAAUACCGCGUAAACCGCGUGUACCCAGCUGGGCACCCUCCUCCUCGGCUACACACUCCACACAAUUGGGCGAAUUCCAAUCGCCCACAUCGCCUAAUCCAAGCGAAACGGGCACGGCAGCCACCGCUGAACUAACAGCCGAACCUGUCUAUGAUAAUUUAGGUUUACGAACCACAGCAGGUGGCAGUUCAACAUUGAAUUUGAACAAAAGCCAAUUACAAGAACUGCCGGUACGUUAUAAUAUGAGAGAUCGACCGUUGCCGGCUACUCCUAGUUUAACAUCGGUAAACUGCAGUCAAAUGCAACAACAACAACAACAGCAGCAGCAGCAACAGCAGCAACAGCAACAACAACAACAACAACAACAACAACAACAACAGCUUUCACAACCACUGAAACAGCAACAAUUACAUCAACAGCAAGCGACAAGUGUCGCAAAUAUUUCGACUGGCACGGCGUCUGCAAGUAAAAUCUACGAACCCAUACAUGAACUGGUCAAUCAGCUAAAUCAGACAACGACGUCGGACACGGAGCCGCUUUAUGGAACAGCAAGACAUCACGCCGGCAUGAAAAUUGUGCCCAGUAAUAAUAACAGCACAAACAUUAAUAAUAAUAAUAUCAGCAACAGCAAUAACAACAAUAAUAACAACAACAGCAUUCUUACAAACAAUAGCGCAUCAUCAUCCUGCGUGGAAGCGAAAUUGGCAAAAAUACCACCACGACCACCACCAAAACCGAAAAAGAAAAUGUCCGUAACGGCAUCACGUAAUGGCCAGGGUAGCACAAGUCAACUGUUCGAUGACGAAGGUGAAGAUGUCAGAAAUAUCUAUACGAGGUUUAAUAUCGCACAUAUGUUUGUUCUCGAUCGGCGCAAAAUGAUGAGUUAGUUUUUCCAUGUCCGUCCAUCGGCCCACUUGCUUUUCGAGCUUUCGAACAAAGAUGAAAAAAAUUGAAUUGAAAUCUGAAAUAUGUGGGUGCAACCUAUAUUCCCAUUUCAAUUCAAGAAUUCGUGUGAAUACUAAGUAUAAAAAUAAACAAGAAAAAAACUUAAAAAUGAAUAGAAGAAAUUUGAAAAUAUUGUAAUUGAUAAAUGAUAUCCCACGACAAAUACUGAUCUGAAAUUUUGUACAACAAUAUAAUAUGCAAUUUUUAUACAUUGACUUAAGGUACGUGUGGGCAUCCAGGAUUUUCUUGCUUGUUUUCUCAUAUGUUUAAUUUAAAGCCCGAUUUAUGUGCCAAAUGACUGAUGCAUAGUUUCUAGGAAAUUUUAAAGCAACUUAACUUUUUUUACUUAAAAAAAACAUUUUCUAUUUUUUUUAUUUUUUAUUAAA
This is a messenger RNA of Glossina fuscipes, 3399 nucleotides long. RefSeq lists its product as uncharacterized. The record is from RefSeq and is a predicted model, not a curated record. Lineage: Eukaryota; Metazoa; Arthropoda; Insecta; Diptera; Glossinidae. Gene Ontology annotation, molecular function: protein binding. The transcript has 3 exons. The coding region runs from base 13 to 2955 and encodes 980 amino acids.